Molecule: messenger RNA, 1925 nt
Organism: Lepisosteus oculatus (spotted gar)
Lineage: Eukaryota; Metazoa; Chordata; Actinopteri; Semionotiformes; Lepisosteidae
Source: RefSeq, a predicted model, not a curated record
CCCGAUACCUGCAUAGGUGUAGCCGGUUUCCAGAGGCAGUAAGAAAAGCAAAGCUGAACGAAGAAUGGAUCCUGCCGUCCAGUUAAAACCUGGCGUUACAAAAUGGGAUAUUCGGCAGAAGGUGUGGGAUUACAUAGAAGCCAAUAAUUUAGCUAACUUUCCACGACCGGUUCAUCACAGGAUCCCCAACUUUAAGGGGGCCUACCGCUCCUGCGACCAGCUCGCAAGUCUGGGGGUCCUCCAGCAUGCGAGCGAAGUUAAGGUGGACCCCGAUAAGCCACUAGAGGGAGCUCGCCUCGCUGUCCUGCAGGCAGGCAAAACCUUGCUGGUCCCCACCCCACGCCUCAGGACUGGGCUGUUCAAUAGGAUUGUUCCUCCCCAAAGAGCCACCAAAGAAGACCUCCGCAUCUGCUCCACUUCCCAGGGUGUGAAGCAGUACAGUGUGCCUGUUGGUCUGGAUGCUAAAGUACAUGUGGACUUGGUGGUGGUGGGGUCUGUAGCAGUAUCUGAGAAAGGGUAUCGUAUUGGGAAAGGAGAAGGGUUUGCCGAUAUGGAAUACGCCAUGAUGGUUUCAAUGGGAGCAGUUAAUGAUUCUACAAUCAUCGUUACUGUUGUCCAUGACUGUCAGGUUGUUGAUCUUCCCGAGGAGCUGGUGGAAGGCCACGACCUUACUGUGGACUACAUCCUCACUCCGAGCCGCGUGAUCAAAACAGGUUGCUCUCGGCCCAAACCACAAGGAAUUUUUUGGGCUAAGCUGGAUUCGGACAUGUUGGAUAAGAUACCGAUCCUGAAGAAACUCCGCUACAUGGAACAGAAGGCAGGGAAAGAUGUGACACUGAAGAAGAUGCUUUCCGGGACUGCUGCCUUAGGGGAGAGGCCAUCUGGUGUCCUCACCCACAGCUCUGAGGGCAGAGGCUCCGCUCCAGGGCCGAGGGACAGGGACUCCGCUCCAGGGCCGGGGGACAGAGACUCCGCUCCAGGGCCGGGGGACAGAGACUCCGCUCCAGGGCCGGGGGACAGGGACUCCGCUCCAGGGCCGGGGGACAGAGGCAGGGAUUCGGACUCCAAGGUGAAAAACCCCGGGCAGGACAGGACCUCCACCAUUUACAUUGGCAGCCUUCCUCCCAGCCUGCGAGUGAGAGAGCUGAAGAGCGCCCUGAGGGAGCGCGGCGCCGUGCCUGUACGUCUGAACUGGCAGGGAGCACAGCGCAGGGCCUUCCUGGAUUACAGCGACCAGCAGACCGCAGAGAGAGUUCUGGCUGUUCUGCAGGGGUUUUGUAUAAACGGGAACAGCAUCCGCGCUGAACUGGCAGCGAGUCAGAGAAACAGCUGGAGAGCAGGCCAAGUUCUCAGACGACCCAGAACAACAAGCACUGAAGGUGGUGCUGAAAUCCAGGGUCUUCCAUGAAUGCAGGGUUUUUUCAGCAGUGCAGGAGGGAUGGCAGUCAGGAUGUACAGUGUGAAGAGCUUAUUUGUUUUUCAGAGAACCCUUCCUUUUCCAGGAGGUUUUCAUUAGGGUUUUUCCUUGCUUAACUUUCGUUAACAACCACCGUAUCAUGCAAUGUUGAACUGGAACAGGAUGACGUUUAUCUUUGAUGUUGUGGAGGACGAAAUGGAAUAAUCGAAUUUCUGGGUGAUGAAGGUAGAUCUGCACAACCAGAGCAUGUUGAACUGUGUUGAGGCCGUACCAUAUUAAAGCAACUGUGUUUUUGAUUACUUGGAGUGAAUAUUGUAAUCGGAAUAGCUCUAUCGCUAGUUACCAUCUAGCACAUACCAGUUUAAAACAGAACGUGACUUAGGACAAGCAGAUGGGGAAGUCUUUUCAUUAUUGUAGUUAUUGGUAAAACUUGUUACGUUUGAUAGAAUGUUUUAAGACAUGAAAGCGUUCUUGGGCGCAGUAAAAAAUAAACUUAAGUUGAAUUGAA